CUUCCUAUUUACAUCUUUCUCUAUUUAAUUAGAAUUAGUAUAAUAGUAUUAAUAAAUGUUCUCUCUCUCUGUCUCUCAAUUUGUACCAUCCCUGUGUGCGAGUGCGAGUGAGAGAGACCCAGUCUUGAGUUGAGUGGCGCACGAGACACCAAAAAACAGAGGUCCAGCGCAUAUAGCGCCACCCCUCCUCCGAAGGCUCCAAACCACAUGCACCCGAACCCAACUCACUCACUCACUCACUCACUCCACCACGCCCACCGUUACCUUUCUCCUCCUAACUCCUAUUUCCUAAUACUACUGUCCUGCGCCUCCUCCUACUCCCCUACUAUUAUUUAUAUAUAUAAUUUAUUGUUAUUAUUAUUGCUGUUAGUUAUUACUAGCGCUGCUGCUACUGCCCAAAUCUCAAUGCCUUUUCUUAGCUUCAAGAAAACAGAGUGAGAAAGACUCAAAAAGAGAGAGAGAGACACCCAUCUGCGUGUUUCUCACUCAAAUCAGGUCUUUGAACCGAAAACGAAGAUUCAGAGUCCAGACUACGAAUUUGUCAGCUGGGUUUUUGUUUUUGAAGCUACAUAUUUGGAUCCAAGCCUUGACUAUCUUCCUCUCUUCCGCCCUUAACGGUCACUUUCAGACGCUUCUUCAAUCUCUCUCUCUCUCUCUCUCUCUCCUAUUAUUUUUCUUUUGUCCUCACUAUAAGCGUUAAGAGUUUUCAUUCUCACCUGGCUCGUUUUUUUUUUGUUUGUUUGUUCUCAUUCUCUGUAUUACGCUUUGUGCUUUUUUUUUUUGUUGUCGUUGUGAAUUUAUACGAUUUAUCGAAGGAGUGCUCGUUUUCUGGUUCUGUUAUUUUCCUUCUUUUUCAUACUCCCGAAGUCUGUGAUCCGUACAAAUCUGGGUGUAAAUUUCAUAAGGGAAGAAUAAUCAUAGAUGUUGACGUGUAUAGCUUGCUCGAAACAACUCAACAAUGGAUCUCUGCAACAUAAAGGAGAAGAAGAUCCGGUGGGUGGGACUCCCAGGUCAAAGCAUGCCAUCAAGAAUCUUACUGCUCAGAUUAAAGAUAUAGCGUUGAAGGCUUCAGGGGCUUACAAGAAUUGCAAGCCCUGUUCUGGGUCAUCGAAUAACCGAAACUGUGCUGAUUCUGAUGCGGCUUCGGACUCGGCAAGGUUCCAUUGUGGGUACAAGAGAGCAGGGAGCUCAAAUUCUACGCCAAGGGUUUGGGGUAAAGAAAUGGAAUCAAGGUUGAAAGGGCUUUCUAGUGGAGAAGGGACACCGGCUUCUGUGAGCGGACGAACCGAGUCAGUUGUGUUCAUGGAGGAAGACGAGCCUAAGGAAUGGGUUGCUCAAGUGGAGCCUGGUGUCCUCAUAACGUUUGUUUCAUUGCCUCAGGGAGGAAAUGACCUCAAGCGCAUUCGGUUCAGCCGAGAAUUGUUCAAUAAAUGGCAAGCACAAAGAUGGUGGGCAGAAAACUAUGACAAGGUCAUGGAAUUAUACAACGUUCAGAUGUUCAAUCACCAAGCAGUCCCACUUCCAACCCCACCUAGAUCUGAACAAGAGAGCCCUAAGAUUGAGUCUGUUAGGGACAGCCCUAUGACUCCUCCUCUGGGCAAAGAACGCUUACCUCGCAACUUUCACCAAUUGGGGAUAAGCUACUCUUCAUCAGAGUCUCUUGAGCACAACCUCAUGCAAUCCCACCACUACAAUGAUCCAGGGGCAUUAGCUUCUACACCUAAACUUUCCAGCAUUAGUGGGAUGAAGACUGAGACAUCUUCAGUCGAUGAAUCUGCAAGGACUAGCUCAUCGAGAGAGGCAGAUCGCUCAGGGGAGCUCUCUAUGAGCAAUGCCAGUGACAUGGAGACCGAAUGGGUCGAACAGGAUGAACCAGGAGUCUACAUCACUGUCAGAGCACAACCAGGUGGCACUCGGGAACUUAGACGUGUGAGGUUCAGCCGAGAAAAGUUCAGCGAAAUGCACGCAAGGUUAUGGUGGGAAGAAAACAAAGCCAGGAUACAGGAACAAUACUUGUAACUUACGUCAUUUUAGACAUGGACAUGUGAGACUGAGUGGGCAUCAUCAAAAAAUCAUUUUUAGAAGCAAAUGAAGAAACAAAGCAAUCAUAUGUCAACGUGCCCUAAUUUUCUUACUUUUAUUUAGUUGAGCAUAUCAUAAAUCAUUGUGAAUUAUGUUUAUUUUUUCUUGGGUUAUUUUUGUUUUCUUUAGUGGAGAUGAUGCCGUGCAAGUCAUAAUAAUAUCUGUGCAUAUAGGUAAGCCUGAACAGGUGGGGGGAAAUGAAGAUGGUGGCAAAUGUUAACUUUGUGAUAGUGAAAUUUAAUUCAUAGUGGGGAUAUUUCAUCAACUUUUUAUCUGAUUUAUAAACAUGAACUGUCCGUGUCAGUAGAUGAAAUAUAUAAAUCUUUGUUUUUUUUUUAACUAUAAAUAAUAUUGUUGUACAAUUGAAUAAAGCCUAUUGUUGUGAUUGCC
Cannabis sativa is the source of this 2472-nucleotide messenger RNA. Its product is annotated as protein Brevis radix-like 2. NCBI's taxonomy places the organism in Eukaryota, Viridiplantae, Streptophyta, Magnoliopsida, Rosales, Cannabaceae. The record is from RefSeq and is a predicted model, not a curated record. The coding region runs from base 922 to 2019 and encodes 365 amino acids. The transcript is spliced from 5 exons.